AUGACAGUGCAAUGGUCCAACUUCCCUCUGACAAGUCAGUCCAUUCAACGACUUUUAGUGAGCUACAGGGAACACAAUUCAAACGUCAGCCUUAUUUUUGAGACUCAAAGUUAUUACAAUACACACUACACUGGUAAGGUUCUUAGGAGUUACCGAUACUAUGACGUGCAAGUAAUUGCUGUGGCGUCAAAUUCGAGCAAUGGUACAUUUUCCAGCAGGAAGGAGAUCGCAAGGACAAACGAAGGAGGUAAACUCAUUCCAUUCUUUCGUGGUUACUUGUCUUCUUUGGAUGAAAAUAAUUUGUACUUAAUCCUUGUCAUCUUUCUAUUCCUUCUGCCUUUCAGUUCCCAGCAGUGCACCAUCGAAUGUACGCUUGACAAAUCUGCAGUCCCAUGAGGUGAAGGUUCAAUGGGAUCCCAUACCUCCAGAGACGGCUAAUGGAAUAUUGCUGGGAUAUAGAGUGUUCUACCAAGAGUACUGGUAUUCAGGUUUGCUUCAAAGCAUGGAUACCAACAGCCCCAAAGUACAUAUGCAGAUACUAAGGGGUCUGAAGUCAGCACAGAGAUACCAAAUAUCGGUGGCAGCAUUUACGUUCCAAGGAGCAGGAUCGCAGUCAUACUUGCGAUACAUUACAACAGGUCAGUUAAAAAGCUUCUUUCCGAAUAAAUCGAUAUGGUCAAUUCGGCCUUUCAAACUAUUUUCCCAUAUCUAUUCUUUUAAACUUAAAUCGUGAACCUUUUUAACUUGAUUCUGACAGGUCCGUUGUGUAUUCGCCAAUUAUGAUAUCACUUCUUAGCAGACUAUCGGCAUUUCGAGUGCGUAAAUAUUUUAAAAUUGUCCAUUAUCGUACCUUCUUUUGAUAAAUUCUUAGGUUGUGGUGGACAGUUAAACCAGUCAUUUGGACAGGUGCACAUCGGCUCAAACAGAAACUACUACUAUUUAAGCUGCACCUGGAACAUCGUAAAUGUGGGCAUACAGCGAGCAGUCGCCUUCAUUUGGAUAAAUGACCUUUAUUUUUCUUAUUCAUAGUAAGUAAAACAAGAUGUGCUGGUGUUCAUUUUGAACAUAAGCAUCUAAUGCCAACUUUAUACCUGCACAUAAAACAAAACAACUUCAGUUCCAUGGGCACCAAAAUGAGUUUAUAAUCUCUUAAUUGUUACCAAAUCAGUUCUGUCAACCAUUCGCGUUUAAAGCAACCCUACAGUUCGAAGUGGCUGUAUCUCUUGACAUGAGCUAUUGAAUUUCUAUGAGUGUCACUUUGGAUAAUCUUGAACAGAUCGGAUUGCUUACGUUGGACGACGUUCUCCAUUUUUACACGAAGCGUAGUGUACAGGCGUGCUUUAGACAUUACGAAGACGGCAACGUGGCAUAAAAGUUUUGCACUUUCUAAAAUUGAUAAACACUUGCCAGACGGUUGUUUAUGAGGUUUUUUUUCCUUUAUUAACAACUGUUAAUAGAGUAUCAGGACAACAUACCAGGCUUCUAAUAGACUCAUUGCGUAUUUGGCUAGAGUGAUUUCUCUUAGUUUUUGCAACCGUCAAAUUCACACUUGAGUUCAAUUAUUGGCACUUACUUCACUCAAAGAAAGAGACAAACGAGUGAGCCUCUACACAGAUCUUUAAGUAUCCAUAAUUUUUUAUUGGCCAUUUUUUCUUGAUCAAGAACAGGAAUGGGGACCGGAAAAUUAUCAGGGUGUUGUUAAAAAAGGCUACGGGAAGUCUAGGAUAACGGGUAUCCCAUCAAAGAAAAAGAGUAUUUUUUAAGUCGCUUCAUAUCACAGAAACCAGAUAUUACGUUCGGCAGUUAUGGCACCCUUGGCCUGUAGGGAUUAACCUUGCUUUAAUAUGAGUAAUUGUUUAUGUUCGCAGUGACUAUUUAAAGAUCCUGGACGGAAAUGGCUCUGUAGUUCUACAUCAAUAUGGGUACUCUGGUAUUCAGGAGAACAUUCACUUAGAAGUUGACUUUGGAAACGCUGAGAACAUCACCAUCCAAACCUCCCUUUGGAGUUCAUACAGUCACUUUCAGCUUAGUUACGGGACUUUGAAAAGAGGCCUCCAGUCAGGUUGGUAUUUGGAAUAUCGAUCUUCCACAGGGUCGAUUACGUCAUAAUUGCUUUCUAUAUUAAUUGUAAUUGGUUACCCCUCAGUAUCACCCGAAACAGGAGGAAGUCUCUUUUCUGUUAAAGUAAGCCUCAUUUUGAAAUCUUGUUAAACUACAGAAUUCAUUACAUGUUAAAUACCAGAAGCUUUGUUUUACCGAGUUGAAUACGUUCACUUAGGUCUUCUCAAUUCAGAAACUCGUGUCACUGGAAGGUGACACUUCUAAAUAAAUGACAAAAUGGCAAUCUGAAUAAACAUGAACUGAAGUUAUAACCUUCCUGUUAAAGGAGAAGGUUCCAUUAUAACCAGAUUGGUUUAUAAUGACGUUCUGUUACUGAGAGUGAAUCCAUACUUGUGAGAAUAUUUUUUUUUUAGUCUGAUGAUCACAUUCAACAUCCAAAUGAAACCUUUUUCCUUUCCGAAGAAGUUAUCACAGUCCACUCAAAACUUUGCCUUAUGCAUGCCUUGUUAACCAUUGACUUAUCAACUUCCAGCUUUGUCGACUGCAAAUUGGAACGUUACAGUCGAAAAUGUCACUUCUACAAGUGUCAGCGUCUUCUGGAUGAACCUGGAAUUAUUGAUUGGUGAACAAGUUUUGCAUUACAUCACUUUAAUAAGAAAUGCUAAUGGUAGCAGUGUCUUAAAUGCUGUGAUCACGAGUGGAAACACCACUUCCGGGAAUAUUUCCGGGUUAUCAGCAUACACGGAGCAUCAAAUAACCGUUGUUGGCGUUGGAAGCGACGGGCAAGCGCACAACAGUUCAAACUCAACAUUUUGGACAGAAGAAGGAGGUAAUAUUCACUUAACUUGCAACUCCGUAAAUUUAUCGUUUCAUUUUCCAUUUUCCAGUAUCCAGUUCCAGUUUCCAGUUUGCGUUGUCUAGUUUUCAGUUUUUAGCUUUCAGUUUCCAGCUCGUUGCGGUAACGAGAGCAACCCCGAUUCAUAUUUCGAAUAACUCACAACUGAAAAAGUUGCAUUCAAUUAUAUUUUAAGGACAUUUCUAACCCGUUGAUAUAAAUAUUGUAUCAUUAGACAUUUCGGAUGCUGCACUACCGAAUGUACAACAUAUGUUACAAUUAUUCGUUCCAUUGGACUCUUCAUAGCCGAUUGGCAAGUGACAUUUUUCUCUUUCUGCACCAUGGAAAUAACAUGAAUUAAUUUUCCUUUUUCAGUUCCUAGCGGAGCCCCAUCCAAUGUUCGACUCUCGAACCUACAGCAAAAUGAGAUACAAGUACAUUGGGAUCCACUUGCACAGCAUUAUGUAAAUGGACGACUACAGGGAUAUAGAGUGCGUGUUUAUGAGUAUGGAUAUUACUAUUAUGGAUUGCUUGUACAAACUUUGGAGACCGUUGGCCCCAAUGUUCACAUGAUGAAAGUAGGAGGUCUGAAAAAUGCACAGCAGUACAGAAUAAGCGUGACAGCUUUUACUUCGAAGGGCGAGGGUCCACAAUCUUACUGGCAAUACAUUACAACAGGUAUUUUCUAAAAUAGCUAUCUCAAUAUACACAAAAUGUGGUCAUGGGGAAUUUCAUAGAUUCUCUUUCAUAUAGACAUUGCAGUUAAAAGAAGCUGCCGAAGAUAUUGAAGAUUUUAUUCAAAAAUCGAUAGCCCACAUACAUUUCUGAUUUCAACUGUUAUUACAAUAUGAGUUUUCAAACCUAUCGUCACCAAAACAAACGUCGUGUUUAUUGAUGAUGGUGAUAGUUAUACUUGAAAAAUCUUUGAUCGAAGUACUGUUAAAUACUUCGGCGAAUUAACUUGUUUGCAUCAGCGUUAGGUGGCUUACUUAUUACUUUUUGCAGAAAAAUGCUUUUCUAGAUUGAACGCAGCCUAGACACCAGGUAGAACAUAAGACAAAGAAAUAAAUUGUAGUUAUACAAAGAUAAUUUUACCAAAAGGACGUAAAGACAGCAGAGUGGCAAUAAUUCUUAAUAAAGAAACCACAACUUUUAAAGUUGUUUAAUAAGAACUCUGGUUGACAGAGUAUAUAAGAUCAAUAAUUCCUGGGUUGGUUUCCACAAGGAUGUACAAAAACUUAUUUUCUUGCUACGGAAAAAUUGUUUCCCUUCCAGCGUCAUAGACAGGAUUAUCUCAAGACAUCUGGCCAAGAGCUAUAAUCCUUCUCCCACGCAUAACGCCACAUUAAACUCCGGAAACCCUUCUUCGCAUUAUUUUAAACUUCCUUAUGUUGGGCGGUUUUCUGACAUCGCUCAAACCAAGUUAAGGCAUCUACUGAAACGUUAUUGUAGACCUGAUUUAGAUAUUAAGUUAGUCUUCAAUACGUUUAAGCUCAGAAACUUGUUCAGUGUGAAAGAUUCAGUACCACCAGGUCUACGUUCGCGUGUCGUUUAUAAAUUUUCAUGUGCUGGCUGUAAUGCCAGUUAUAUUGGUGAGACCACUCGCCACAUCUGUACACACGGGUUCGUGAGCACCUCUUGUCUGACAAAACUUCACACAUUUACAAGCACCUACAAUCAUCAAAGGCCUGUCUCGACUCUUGUGGUACAGAAUGUUUCACCAUUUUAGAUUCUGCCGCUUCGAAAUACAAAAUUAAGAUCAAAGAGGCAUUGCAUAUUAAGUGGGACAAACCCAUCCUUAAUCAGCAAUUGAAGCAUCUAGAGUUGUCUCUUUCCUUUUGAUUCUGUCAUCAUAAUAAUUUUUCUUAUUAUGAUCAUUAUUUUUCUUUCUCCUUCUUUCCCCAUCUGGCGCGUGCUAUGUCACGUUUUUUCGUAUUUAAUAUUCAAAUUGUAACGUAAACAAUAUGACGUAAUUUGUAACGUAAUCUCAUAUAAAUUCAAAUGUACCACCGUUAAAAUCGCAUUUACAACUGAAGAUGACAUAAGAAUGUCGAAACAUGUCUUGCAAACUAAAAGUUGUGGUUUCUUUAUUAAGAACAAAGAUAAUUCUUUUCAUUCCCGGAGAUGUUUUUUUAUGCGUUGCCGUCUUCUCUUCCCCAGGAUGCGGAGGAAGCGUAAAUCGGUCAUUCGGUGUGAUACAAGUUGGACGAAGGGGUUACUAUUCAAGUUCUCUAAGAUGUAACUGGGCGAUUGGAGACUCAGGAAUCAACCAAGCCACCCUGAUUAUAUCUUUUGAAGAUCUGUAUAUUUCAAGCUACUUGUAAGUGAUGCAGAUUAUUAGCCCUGAGACACUACCAUGCUGAGCAACCUCUUACCCGUUUAUACUCUAUAGUUGAUUAGAUAAAUGUAGAAAAAUACUUGUAAAUCUUCCUCGAAAAAAGGAAAAUCGUUGGAAAUUUCCAAAUUAAGAUCUGAUGAUUAACCAAAAAAUUUUAAAUUUUAACCAUUUAAAAAAGGUUAGUUUCUUUCCACCCGAGUUACCUUUCCUACGAAAUACUUUACAGACCCUGUAAGAUACGGCGAUAGGGGAGGUGGUUCAUGUCAUUUUUGUUGUUGUUAUUGCGUGAGACAAAUGAACCUGUUAAGGGACUAGUUCACUAUGGGGCUACUUUCGCUCGCUAGCAGAACAUCAAAGCAUUAUCACGAUCAGACAAAAACAUAUAUAUUUUUUUAGUUUCAACCAAGUUUGACAACCUUUUAAAUCGAAAUUUCAGCCUCACGUUUACGUAGCUCGUGGAUUUAGGGAAUAUUCCUUGAGCUUCUUCCCUUUUUUUAAACGGGUUUAAGUACUGGCCGACCCACGUACCCUAAUCUCAUCAGUGUCAUGUGUCUAUGAAAAACGUUUUUCUUUACUUUGACAGUGAGUAUGUAAAGAUCAUUGAUGGAAAUGGGCUAACAGUAUUUUAUCACAAUGGAUAUUCGUCUUCUCCUUUGAAAACGUUCUUGCUCGUUAAUUAUGGGAGUGGAAAUAAUGUCAAGGUGCAGAUCUACUUUUACAAUUACUGGAGUCAGUUCAAGCUUAAAUACGGAAUCGUAAAUCAGGACCUUCAGUCAGGUGUGUUGUUAUUUCUGCACUAGAUACCUUGAACGACGAGAAUUUCCAGCUCGAAUCACUUCAUUUUUUAUUUGCAUUUACUUGUUUACCUUUAGGGUGUAAUACAUUAAUUCCAAGUGACUUCUUAUGUAAUUGUUAUUUCCGAUUCCGAUGAAUUUCACCUAUUUCCAGUAUAAACGUGUGCUCAGAACAAUACUCCACAAUAACUAAAAUGGAUUUCUUUGAUUUCUUAGCUGUAUUUGUCUCCAACUGGAAUGUAACCAUUGGAAACACCACAGAGAAAAGCAUCGGGAUCCAGUGGGAAAAUUUGAACGAAGUGCUAAAUCAGCAAAUUCUUCACCUCUUCGGGCUUCUGCAGACCUCCAAUGGAACCGUUUUGAACGCCAAGAUCAUGUCUGGAAAUAUGACUUCGGUUGUAUUCGAUGGACUUUCAUCUUAUAAACAAUAUUCUGUGGCUAUUAUUGGCGUUGACAAUAACGGAGAAGCCUAUAAGAGUGCUAAUAUCACAGCCUGGACGGACGAAGGAGGUAAAUGUUGAAUACAAAGGCCAAUUAGUGUCACAAAGUUUCUCUCAAAAAAUAUUAUUGACACUAUUAAAAUGGCUGUGUGAUGGUUAUCUCAUCUCUCAUGUUCAGUUUCGCUAGUUGUGUACAUGCACAGCUCUUCUGGUGCGUAAUCACAGAAACUUGACCAAUAGAGGAAUUUUUAGUGCCUUCAAGAUAAUCAAGACUUUUCCACGGUUACACCAUAGAAUUACCUUACCCUUUCUUUGAUUUCAAUUGUUUUUAUAUUUUAGCCGUGGAGGGAGUUUUUUCAGUAACUCAACUUGUAAAUUUCAUCUAUAGGGAAACAUUUCGAAAUCUUCGCUUUUCUUCAUUUUUCAUUUUUUCAUCUUCUAAAAGUCGUAUCAUCCCCCUCCAGUACAUGUUUCCUGAUGCUUCGGAUGCCAGUUUCUCCGUCUGAUAGUUCAAGGAGCAAAAAUUGGCUAAAUAAAUAAAUAAAUAAUAAAUAAAUAACCCUUUUUAUCCCCUUUGUUUUUUCAGUUCCCAGCAGAGCACCACUAAACAUCACCUUCGCAAAUGUUGAGUCUACUAAGCUAACUGUCCACUGGGACCCUCUUUCACAGAAAUAUGUCAAUGGAAGAUUACUAGGGUACAGAGUUUACUUCCAGGUGUUCACUUAUUAUUAUUCUCCGCUCAAGAAUAACAGCGUAACCGUCAACGCUACUAAAAUAACUUUGACAGGAUUAAAUCCAGGCCAAUGGUAUGAUGUUUCUGUGGCCGCCUUCACUUCCAAAGGUGAAGGACCAAUUUCCUACCGCCACUACGUCACGACAGGUAGGUCCAUAAACGAAUAUCACUUUGCGAACAUGUAUCAAUAACAGAAUUGUUCUAGAAACAUUUAUCAAAACUGGACUGGGGCUUUCGCCAUUUUCCGAUCCCUACAACUUCGUGAUUUAGAUGAAAUCAACAAUUCACUCCGGUAGUCGUUGUAUCAAUGCUUAGGACGUAGCCCUAGGAAAAUCAAAGCGCGCGAGUUGCUGUGAUAAUCUGAACAUUUAUUAGCAAUUGGUUCAUACGCAACUCUUACGUAUCUUUCGUGCUCUCCAAACUUCCCGUGUGCUCUAUAUCUCGAUGAACCAAUUGUUUUAUAACACUUUCAACCCGAUGGAAAUUUUUUUUCUCAAGGGAUUUGUUUGCUGACGUCAUGCCCGUGCACAAUAGGAAUAUGAAGCACGCUCGCGCAGUUAAAAUUUGAUUAGACAAAUUUGCUAGCUAUGUUAUAAAGCAAUUUAUUAAGUAAGACUCGUUUCUAAAAGUCACAGAAGCGAUAAAUGAUAGUCUAUCAAAAAUAAUGUUUCAUUUUUUUUUUCUUAGCUUGCGAGAUCACUUUGAACCAAUCCGCUGGACUGAUAGAUGUGAUACAUACAGAUUAUAAGAAUCUAUACUGCAACUGGACAAUCGGCAAUUUUGGAAUAACGAACGCGGCUGCCCUUUUUCUAUUCGACCAACUUGCCUUUGUUUCUUGCAGGUAAUUAAUAUAAGUUUCAAUAAUAUCAUCACUUUAUGGCGAACCUUUUUACAAAUAAGAACGUGUACUCGUAAGACAAGUAUCAUACAUCCUAUAAAAAAAUGAAAACAGUUAUAAAUCCACUUUUGAAAGCUGCUAAGAGUUUUUUUUAAGUCCUUAUAGCUUAUAAACAGAAGCCCCUAAUUAGGAAAUUACGAAGGGCAUUUAUAGGUGUGGUAUAGCGCUCCUGUUGUGUGCCAGUUUCAGAUAUAGCACUAUUGUACAGUUACCACCAUUGUGUUAAUAACGAAGCUAUUUACAGCAUGCUGAAAAGGAUCGAAGAUUGAUGCCGUGUAAUUUGUUUGUUCUCAUUAUGUGAACUAAGUAUCUUAACAUAGAUCUCCGGAAAAAAAAAACAACAACAUGAGGUGGACGGAGUCUUUCUCGGUUUUCACAGGAUCAUGAAAUAUCUAGAGUAAAAACAUAGAGAGAUAUCCAUCAUUCAUAUACCAACGGAAGUUUUUUUCGAAACGUAUUCUUGAGCUAUAGGUAUAUCUAUUGUUCGAUAUAUCUGAUAACUACUGCUGUCACAAUAGAAAUUUGUUACUUUUCCGAGAGAAACGAGCAUCGUGCUCUUUCUUUUUCCGUUAUAGUACAGGAAGGGCAUUUUAACUUUUGUGUUUUUUGCCAUUUAUUUCAGCGAGCAUGUGAAGAUUUUCAACGGCAAUGGAACCCUCGAAUAUCACAAACAGGGUUGCUGUCCUAACAAUCCAGGAUCCUAUGUUGAAAUUCCUUUUAUGCGAUCCAAUAACAUUGCAGUCAAUAUUUUAUUGACUCAAAUACAAAGUCGGAUAACAUCUCACUUUGUGAUACUAAAACAUGGCCUACAUUCAGGUACGAAAAAAUGUUACUUGUCAUUGUGCUUUGAAUUUGCACAAUCUCCUUACUUUUUACAUCCUUUAUUAACAUCUCGUUAUUUGAUUCGAUUGCUGGCUCUAAAGGUUUGUUUUUCCGCCUCUGGUGUCCAUUUCAUCGCUUGGUGUUACAUUUUAUGUACGAAAUUCUUCAGUUAUGCCUGAGAAGGAGUAACCACCUCUUUAAUUUUUACUCACCUUUUUACUCACCUCUGUAAUUUUUAGCUACUUAUACUCCUGGCUGGCUAGCGUCGGUAGACAAUAUCACAAGCUCAAGUCUUUUAAUUCAGUGGAGUAACCUAACCAGCUUUAUCAAUCGAGGGAUACUUCACUACAUCGUCCUUCUCUCAUCCUCCGAUAAAGGCGCACCACACCAUGCUAUUGUAGAUGGAAGUAGACUUGAUUUAGAAAUUAACGGACUGGACCAUUCACAAAGCUAUCAAAUGGAAGUGUUUGGAGUGGACGCACUUGGCUAUUGUUACAAGACUCUGGAAGUGAAUGCUACUACGAAAAAUGGUAGGGUAAUACCGUACGAGCUCAGGUUUUUUCUACGUUACGCGUAUGGGUGGCCAUAGGAAGUUGUGCGGCCAAGUGUGCCAAUAAGAUGUAAACUAAAAUUGUCCGUAGAGCUUGCGGGAAGAGACUUUUAGCUGUGCACGAAUUGACUUGUUGACACUCUAUCGUGAAUCUACUCACAAACUGCCCUUGGGUAGCAGCAACUAUCUUAUUAAUUUGUGUGAAUUUAAUUCCCUAGCUCAGGUUACACGAAGAUGGGAUGACGCUAUGCACUGGAUAAAUCGCCUUCCGGUGGACAGCAAAGAAUGUUUUGUAACAUUAAUCCGCUGGAUGGUGAUUUAUGCGUUGGAUAGCGUUAUCCGUCCUUUGAACAACUAGGCCCUGAUGGUGAUUUCCUUAUCGAGACCUACGCUGUGUCACGCUACGCCGAGAGCUAUGGAUAAACAUCGCUUAAAGAUUCGGCGAUAAGAUGGGACACUAGGGGAUAAUUUUGCUCUAUUCGAAAAAUUAAUCAAAAUCAAAAUAGUAAUUUUAGACUUUAAUACGAAGUACAGAUGCUUAUAAAUUUAUCAGGAUGGCGAAGAAAUCUCGGUCCACGCCGCAAGGACUCAAGCCAGAAGCGAUCGCGUGGUCAGAUACUCUAUCAAAUGAGUGACAGAGAAGGCCAUGGAAGGAUUAAUCUAACUUGUAAUAUAAUAAUUAGUAAUAUAUAGAGCCGGAAAAUGAUAAAAAUAUUCAAACAGGUUCAUUCUGUGACUUUUUGCUGAAUUGUUGCUCGGUUCUUUUUCAGUGUCAUGCGGAUAUCGACCAAGUGGCAUGCGUAUUGUUGGUGGGUCAGUCGCCCCAAUCAAUAGCUGGCCCUGGCAGGCGAUGCUGCGGGACAGUUAUGGUUCGCAGUUUUGCGGUGGUAGUUUGAUACAUCCGUUAUGGGUUGUCACAGCCACUCACUGCGUAGAAGGAAAAUCCGCGUCGUCGGUGAAAGUCGUGUAAGGAGAAAAUUUGCUCCACGCUUACCCGUCUUUUAAACAUGAAGCAAUUGGCAAUCGAUAGUCCUAAUAGUUUAGCAAAAAGGGAAGUUUUGAAAAUGCACACAAUCCUGCACGCUGGGAAUUAAUUGAAAAGCUGGAAAUUUCACCCUUGAAAAACAGAGACUCAUAAAGGGAACCUCCGUCAAUUUUUCAGACAGGAUUUACUUUUCAACAGUGCAAUCAAACCUUGAUGUGCAGCAAGGUGACUUAAAACCGUCUCCCAUAAACGGUUAACUGACACUCAAAAUGUUUUUCAAAGAUUUCUAUCGCAUACUUAACUCUGCAGUCUUUUCUUAUUGUACAAUUGAUAAGAUACAUUGUGCUUUGAUUGAUUUCAGGUUGGGGGCACAUUACAAAACUUAUGGUAAUGUCAGCACAGAGCAAAGUUUUGAUGUUAUAAAAAUAAUUGAACAUGAAAGAUACAAUAGUCCAAAUAGCUGGAGCAACGACAUAGCUCUACUACAGUUAUCAAAACCGGCUAAGCUUGGAAAAGGAGUUGGGCUUGUUUGCCUUCCGGAUACAAGUUUUCAGCUUCCUUUCGAUAAUCCUAACAAAAAGUGCUGGAUAACUGGCUGGGGUAGACUUUCGUACUAUGAAAUCUCUCCCAACGAGUUGAUGCAAGUUGAUAUACCUCUGGUAUCAAAACAGCGCUGUCUUGCGUCAUACCCAGGUAAAAUCGAUGACUCCAUGAUAUGCGUUGGCCAAGAUCAAGGUGGAAUAGGAGGUUGUAAUGGCGACAGCGGUGGACCACUUGUGUGUGAGUUCAGUGGAAAAUGGUAUCUGGAGGGAGCUACUAGUUGGGGGAGCAAACGCUGCGCAGACCCAUUGAAAUACACUGUAUAUGCCAACAUUCGCCAUUUAAAGUCGUGGAUAACAAGCAAGAUGUCCUCUUUCCCUAUUCCUGCUUUAACGGCGUCCAACCUAUCAUGCAAUUUUGACAAUAGUCUGUGUUCGGGUUGGGAGCAGUCUUACUCAGAUGAUUUCGACUGGACGCGACGUUGGGGUUCAACUCCAUCUUCGUCCACAGGACCAUCCUACGACCACACUAGUAGAUCAGGUGUGUACUUUCUAUCAUACGAAUCAAUGGCCUGCACUGUCCAAGCUUAUCCUGACCCAGAAACUUUAGCGUUAAGAGACUAUUCAUUUACGUAAUUCACAUUCACAAGAUAUUGGUCAAGAUUAUCCAGCCGUCUACCAUUGCUAUGUAGAUAAACUAUUUUGAAAUAUAUCUUAACCUUUAAAGAUGAAUUUGUUUAAUCGACUGAGAUGAUAACGCAAGUUGACCAACAUAGUUGACGUUUGAAGCGUUAGUCUUUGGUCAGCUCUACUUCCUUACUUACUUAGUACUCACUCACUUACACUAAGUCAUCUUUCCAUCACAUUCGCCAUUCGAUAUAAACAAACUUCCGCGUUAAUGUUACCGAUAAAUUUUGCAGUGCCUUAGAUAGAGACAUCAAUGUAAUUUUUUCAUUCGGUUCUGUUUUAUAUAUAUACGCAAACAUUUCGUUACUAUUCAGGAUAUUACAUGUACAUCGAGGCAUCGUCCCCUCGAGUUAUUGGUGAUAAAGCAAAGCUUGAGCUCUCCAUAUGCGGAAAUGGAGAUGAGGCUUGUCUUACAUUCUACUAUCACAUGUACGGACCCACCAUGGGGACCCUGAAUGUCUUCAGUGGAAAAAAGGUUGUAUUCAGUGCCUCUGGAAACAAAGGCAACUACUGGCAGAAGGCCGAAAGAACUAUUUAUUUGGACAAAGUUGUAAGUCACUAAUGCAAUAUCAUUGGUUUCUUUUUUUUUUUUCAACACCCUCAUAAUCCCAGGUGUAAAUAACUUUUAUCUGAAGUGAUUGCUCAUCACAACGCAAUGUAAGCAGGGUGGUUUGCGUGAAAAUAUAAGUUCUUUGAUUACAGCAUGAAUAAUUCCAUAAGGUAAAUGAUCAUUGACAAAAUGGGGUAAGAGUUUAUUUUCCAGUUAUACAGCUCUACAGUCGGUCUAUUAUAAAACGUCCUUUACUCAAAUUUUAUCCUAGGUCACGUUUGAGGGGAUAGUAGGAUCAUCUGAUGAGGGAGACAUUGCCAUUGAUGACGUUUCGAUUAAGAGAGGGCGCUGUCUUGGGCAGACAGCGUAUCCAACAUUACUUCCAACAGUUGUUACAUCACCAGGUGCAUAGCAUGAACAUUUUGAUAGACGCUACGCGUGUUUCUCUCUUUUACUAUCACAAUCUUGAAAACUGCAGUGCUAAAUCACUCAAAAUCAAUUCUCACGGGUUAUGCAUGUCAACAAACACAAAGUUUUCAUAACGAGCUCACUCUCAAUAGCCUCUCCGGCUAAAACUCUUUUCUGCCCUUUUUACACACUUCACUUUCCAAAUUUUCUUAUUAAUAUUAAUACCACACUCAAAAAAUGAGACUUAAUUUAUCUCAGUUUAAAUUAAAAGGUUCGCUUCCGAGCUCGGAGAAACCACCCACGAGAACAUCGGAGACAUUUCUUGACUUGUAAGGAGCCCAGUGAUCAACUUUGUUGAAUAGUUAUAUGCAAGAAAAUCAAGAUUAGUCUUAUCUUAUCUUAUUGACUAUUCGAAUACAUCGGACAGACCAAACGCCAGUUUGGUACACGGUUAAAAGAGCACCAAAAAGCGGUUUUUCUUUGCAAAAAGGAAAAUUCAGCUUUAUCGGAGCAUACUUGCCUAACCAACCAUACAAUUGGGUGGGAUAAUUCUAAAAUUAUCACCACUAAUCGGCGUUACCACCAGCGCCUUUGUUUGGAGGCUUGGCACAUUAACUCCGCCCACGCUCCUUUAAAUCGUGACGAUGGCGGUCUACUUCCUGACGCCUAUUUACACCUCGUCAGAAAAAAGGCCGCUAAUUAGUGAUCAUAUAAAAGGACCUCUUGUUCUAUCUUUGUCUAUGAAUUGUAACUUCUUCGGUUACAUUCAUUAAAUCUGCAAACCAGUGUAGCAUCAAACUAUGUCUGAAUGAUUGAUACUCUUUGAGUAGUUAUAAUUACUCAAGGAGUUCAUAUGUCCAAAAAAUCAUCAUUAAAAUAUCUUACAAUAAAUCAUAUCUAAUGCAUUAACGCAUUAUCUCAAUCUAACGUGCAGUGAUGUCAAAAAGCUAUCAACAUCUAAUUUUCUUCGGGAACGCAAUUCCUUUCUUCUCUUUGUCCUUUUUUAUGCAGUCCACACAGUAUGUUCUGACGACCCUGGGCUCUCCAUUUGUUCCCAACUUCCUACCUAUGGGAAUUUUUGUACAGAAAAUUUCAACUGGACUGUCAAGCACUGCCCUAAAUCAUGCGGAUUUUGUGAAGGUAGGGUUGUGGAGACUGUGCUUCCUUUUCCGGAGUUUAUUUUUAUUAAUAUAUAUUUUUUUUAGAUUAUUUUCUGUAUGCACCGAUGGAUCAAUAUCACCAACGCAUACCCUUUCAAAAAACAAAAAAAUGCAUUAAAUCUUAUUUUUAAAAUGUUACUGUGCUCAUCAAGGGGAUAUCUUGAAACGUGUCACUAAGGACACGUUUUUUAAACAAGUGAAAAGCACUAUUAGUUUUUCCGUUCGAUAUAAAUGACUCAAAAAUAUGCUCAAGAACUACCUCUCAUCAGGGGAUUAUAAACUGGUUAGUUUAUAAUCUCUUGCUCUGAUAUAAUUAGAUUUGGACAUUACUGUAAUUUUAACUUUAAGGAACGAUCAUAACCCCCGCAAAAAACAUUUAAGAAACGUUUAUGUAGAAAAAAUAUUUGGUUAGGUAUUAACUUGUAGAACCAGAAUAUCGUAACUUACGUGUGAUUUUAUUUUUAAAUUGUUAGCAAGUACUAAUCUUGAACCUAAGUAAGAGGUAGAGCAUGCUAUUCUACAAAUUCACAACGUAUAUUUAAUUUUAAGCACAAUGUUUUGUCUUAUCUUUCCACGAUUCUAGUUGAUUCUCCAACAACCGAGAGGAUUUUUACGUCGAGCCACGUACUGACUUUCAAUCCGACAGCUAUUCCUCGCACUCCAUCAGCAAAGGAAAUGCAGGAAGCAGUAAUGUUAAAAAUGACAGAUUUUGAUAUGAAGAAGGUGAUCUUUGAUUAUUAUGUAUUUUAUUAAAGGAAGACGAUGAAAAAUGUCCUACACAUUUAUCAUACGAUAUAUUGCUAGACACAGAAACAAUUUUCACUGUAGCUUGAAAUGAAUCAACCGAUGCUACUCCCUUUUGUCGCAGUAUUCAUGAAAUUAUUCCCUUUCCUGUUUUUUAUCUGUCCAUCACAGUGGAAGGAGAUGGAAGCGGAUUUUAAACAAAAAGUUGCUAGUGCAGCUAAUAAAUAUUGUGCAGAUGGUGGAGCAUCCUGUCAAACAAGGUAAACCAAUCAUCAAUCAUAAAAAGCAAUUAGCAAACUUAAUGAAGAACCAAGCAAAUUUGAUGCAAAGGGACGAACUGUGAAAUCAGUGAUAACUAAACUCAUUAGAUGGGGUAAGCUAAUUCUGCUAUAAAGCGUGCUCUGAUUGACUAUGAGUGGAGUGAAUACGGCAUUAAGUCCUGAUAGCAGCCACGGGUUCACUAUGAGCUACGAAUGUUAGGAAGUACGAGAUAGGAGUUCUAAGGACCGCGUUUUUCUCCAGGUAAUCCGCGGGGAUGGAAACGAUGAAGGUGGAUAACACCCAGAGGAUAGAGAGCAGAAAAAAUAUUAUGUUGAUUAAAACUACCAAAGUGACGGGAAAAAAACUUAGCAAACAACCUAGAAUAUAUAUUCUAGAGGGAAGAGAAGUCACAAUUUGUUAAAGGGGUCACAAUAACAUCUCAAAGAAAUGUAACCUCCGGAUACAUAGGGAGGUAGAAGUUUUGGACUUAACAGUUCCCAAUCUUCAUUUUUUCGCAACCUUGAUUCUUGAGAAUUGGACGAAAUUUUCUUGUCACGGUGUGAUACCACCAUGCUGAAAUAAAAAUGAUGACGACAGUGACAAUAAUAAUAGUAAUAAUGAUUAUAUACUUGUAGAAGGUCACAUAUAGUGUUUGAUCCAUUUCAGCCUUCGUCGGAGACGAUCAUCUGAUAGCAUGAAAUUUUCAGCCGAUAUGGUUCAGAUUGUCCCUGGUUACCCAAUGCCGUCACCGGAUGAUCCUAGCAUAACGUUGUUGGCGUUCUACCUACAGCUUCCUGGAGGUGUCGGAGAUAACUUGGUCAGCGAAGAUGUCCUGAAAAACAUCGUGAAAAGCGAUAUGAAAUCUAUUGAAGGGUCGAUGGGUGUUAGCAUCAAAAAUGUCGAGUCAAUGCCUCUACCUCAGAAUAAAGAAGAUCAAGAAGAUGAGAUAGAUGACGAAAGAUCAGUCUCAACCUCGGUUAUAGUGGGUGUUGCCCUUGGAUCCCUGUUCUUGCUGGGGUUUAUCAUUGCUGUCACCCUGAUUAUCAAAUCUACCAGGUAG
This is a messenger RNA of Pocillopora meandrina, 15865 nucleotides long. The record is from the annotation of a GenBank genome assembly. Lineage: Eukaryota; Metazoa; Cnidaria; Anthozoa; Scleractinia; Pocilloporidae.